UACAGAAAUGCCUCUCCAAAAAUCGUACUCUGAGCAAAGAACAUCGUUUAAUAAUCGCAAACAAACGUGGCAACGCUCUAAAAGCCACUCUGCCGUUCCACCGCAACCUCCGAAGCCUCUCCCUCGUGUGUCUGAAGUUACCAAGGACAAAUUGACAAAGUUUCGGUUCCAAGAACAACCUGGAGAUGUUCCCCAGCCCGCCGAGACCACGGCGACUAAUAAGGAUGGAAAAGUCCCUAACAGACAAUGCUCCCGAAAUUCGUCCACCGUUAUAACCAUUGAUAGCGAUUCCGACAGGGAGGACGGUACACCCAAAGCUGCAAAAACGACAAAUCCAUUAGCACUUCCUUCUUACCCGCCAGAUACCGUAACGACUCCAGUGGCCAGGCUGGCAUGGCAGGAUCUGAUCCAGAUGGGGGAGGGUGCCAGCGCCAGGGAAAACCAAAGAGAGGUCUCACCUAGUGACAGGAUCCUCUGGGACAAGCCAAUCGACCCCGAAGACACAUUUAUAACUCCGGCUCAUCCAGGGAGAGGGAGAAAAAGAGCCCGGAGCUCUUCGCCGGUGUCUUCACCAGCUCAUGCCAGGUUCGACAGCCCUGUAAUCGACGUCAAGCAGCUCACGAAUGCGUUAAAGUCGCCCCAUGCGGAUCCUGCAUUCGAUCUCUGGGACAGAUUUUCAGUAUGCAGCGCCGUCAAGAAGACCACGCCCAAUGCUGGGAACCCUGCACUCGCCCAUUUGAUCGCCUCCUCGUCACCUCGUCCCGUCAAAGGCGGGGCGACCCUACAGACUGAAAGCAGUCUCCGGAGAGCGAUAAGCUGUGGAAACGGCGUCAACUGGCCAAAGCGACGGAAGGUCCAUACUUCGAGUAUUGAGUCUCCAACUAGCAAGCUUAAAAGCGGCCGUCGACCCGACUCGAAGUUGUCCAUGGUAUCAGCCUUGCUGGAGACCGUGACUGGAGAAAUCGAAAAAUCGAACGCAAGUCAGGAGUACGAGACUAUGCCGCAGUCGCCAUCUCCUAGUAAAUCUCGUAGUUCGCCGCGAAGAUCGAGAACACAAGGCCCCAAGUCACCCAUCACAAGAUCACCAAUACACUCAGGCUUGGGCCUUGCCAACUUGAAUGAUGAAAAUUCUCACAAGCCGGUUGAUUCUACGUCGGAUUAUGGCGAUGAUGACUUUGACGACGAUACUCUAAUGGAGCUCGACGCUACGUUAGUCGCGCCCGAAACCCCAAGUGGUCCUAACCCGGUUCUGGCGCAGCCCAUUCAACCCCCUGAAAAAGCGAAACAAACGUUCGUCGAGGUUGAAGACGAGUUUGGCGAUAUGGACGAUGACCUGUUCGAGGCAGCAGAGGGGCUUUUAACCCACCUGGAGUCUAGAUCAACAUCACAGCACAGAGUUGAGCCCCAACCUAACGAAGUUAUAUCAUUACCGCAACAUUCAGACUCGGAUGCUAAGCAACAUAGUGCCGGUGUUCAGUUCGGGGAUGCUGGUUCUGAUGACUUUUUCGGUGAUGAUUUUGGUGGUGAUUUUGAUUUUGAAGCGGCGGAGUUGGCAGCUACGCAGUCGGCCCAACAAGGGGCGGUAUGUAACCAAGCCACACGGUCUGCCAGGGCUUCUGCUUCUGCUUCUGCUUUGACACAUCCCAGCCAAAAAGCCCGAGUUAUUCAAAGAUACAAGGUCACCCGUGUGGAUGAUGCUGUGUACACCACCGACACAGGGCGAGACUGUCCGGAAAAGAUCCUCCUCUUAGUGGAGGACACGACCAAAGCAAAUGUAACAGUGCACCUUCGUGGAGACUGGAUCGAAACUCCCGUCAGCACCAAGGCGUUUGUUCAUAUUAUCGGAGAUUUUGAGCAUUCAGGGAGAUGCAUCAUCGACAAUUCACAAAACAUGCUCAUCUUGCAUCCAGAUCAGCUCAUUUCAUCUACCGUUGUGGCAGACUCAUUCAGCUGCACCCGGCGCGCCGUCUUGCAGGACCGGGUCAAGGCCACCAGUGAAGCCUCGCCCCCUCUUGUUUAUGGCACAAUGCUCCAUGAGAUCUUUCAAGAGGCACUCAUGGCCAACAAGUGGAGUCCUGAGUUCCUGACCGCGUUGGUUGACAAGAAUAUCGGCCGCCAUAUAGAAGACCUUUACACAAUCAAGGUGAGCCUUGGGGAGGCUCGUGAGCAUCUGUUGUCAAAGAUGCGGGAGAUGAGGUCAUGGGCCGAAGCCUUUGUUUCGAGCUUUCCAAAGUCUGAUGCAAUUGUUCAUGGCCGCAACGGCGAGAAGGCCAACAUGUGUGUGAGCAAGCUCCUGGAUGUAGAGGAGCAUGUCUGGUCACCUAUGUACGGCUUAAAGGGCAACAUCGAUGCCACCGUGCAAGUUACCAUGAAGGAUGGCAACCACCGCCGUAAUCUGACGGUUCCUUUUGAAGUCAAGACUGGUAAAAACGUAAACAGUAACCACCAGGCCCAGACGGCAUUGUACAGCUUGCUACUGUCCGACCGAUACGAUAUCGAGAUAGUCUACGGUAUCCUCUACUAUAUGGAGACUUCACAGACCAUCAGGAUACCCGCGGUUCGUCACGAGCUCCGGCACAUGAUUAUGCAGCGCAACACUUUGGCAUGCUACAUCCGUGAAAGAAGCGUUCAACUGCCACCGAUGAAAAAGUCCAAGAAUGCUUGUGGUAGAUGCUAUGCGCAAACUUCAUGCUUCAUCUACCACAAGCUUGCUGAUGACGGAGAUGGCGAAACAAGCGGAAUGCAGGGCAAGUUUGACGAAGUUGUCCAGCAUCUGACGCCGACUCACAAAGAGUUCUUUCUGAAGUGGGAGGAUCUCCUCACCAAGGAAGAGAAGGAAAGUCAGAAGCUCCGUCGGGAGCUCUGGACAAUGCUCAGUACCGAACGUGAGAAGGUAGGACGGUGCUUCUCGAAUGUCAUCCUCGAGGAAGGAUCGGCAGUCGAAGACAAAAACAGCCCCAAGAUCAAUCGGUUUCAGUAUAAAUUUCUCAAGGAUGAUGCCCCGAGCAACUUCUCUUUCAUGGAAUCGCAACUUGCUGUGGGUGAGCCUAUUGUGGUUUCAGAUGAAGACGGUCACUUUGCACUGGCUCUUGGUUUCGUGGUGGCAGUCACGAAACGGAGGAUUACCGUGGCUGUGGACAGAAGACUUCACAAUGCUAGGAUCCGCCAACCGGGCUUCGAUGAGGUCAACAACCAGGUUUUCGCAAGUAUCAUGGAAGUUGGGCCCGAUAGGAUCGGGACCCAACCGCCUCUCGGCACUAAGGAGCCUGUGAUUCGGUAUCGUUUGGACAAGGAUGAGUUCAGCAAUGGAAUGGCUACAGUGCGCAACAACCUUGUUCAAGUCAUGGCGAAUGGUCCUUCGGGCUCUGGGGAUCUUCGACGGCUCGUCGUUGAUCUGGAGCCUCCAACCUUCAAGGCAGUGGCAACCCAGUACGAAAUCUCGGACGGCGAGAGUCUAAACGUGGACCAAAAGAAGGCCGUCGAGAAGGUCAUGAGCGCUAAAGACUAUGCCUUGGUGCUCGGAAUGCCGGGAACGGGCAAGACCACUACUAUCGCCCAUAUAAUCCGCGCUUUGAUCAGGCAGGGCAAGAGCGUCUUGCUGACAUCGUAUACCCACAGCGCCGUCGACAACAUCCUCUUGAAAUUGAAAGGUGAUAGCAUUCCAGUGCUGAGACUUGGUGCUCCUGCCAAGGUACACCCUGAAGUUCAGGAGUUUGUUACUCUGGCAGCGCAGCCGAUGAACUCUUUUGAGGAGAUCAGGACUGCAUGGCACGACCUACCAGUGGUUGCUACAACAUGCCUGGGCAUCAGUCACCCCCUAUUUAACGAGCGCACUUUCGAUUACUGCAUCGUGGACGAAGCUUCGCAGAUUACAUUACCCAUCUGCCUUGGCCCGAUUAGAAUGGCGCGUACUUUUGUUCUAGUCGGCGACCAUAACCAGUUGCCGCCCCUUGUGCAAAAUGAAGAGGCGCGGAAGGAGGGGCUCGAUGUCAGCCUUUUCAAGCUGCUUUCAGACACUCAUCCUGACUCAGUCGUCAACCUUGAGCACCAAUAUCGCAUGUGCGAAGAUGUCAUGGCUUUGAGCAACGAACUCAUCUAUGAGGGCCACCUCAAGUGUGGCACAGAGGAAUUACGCUUCCGCAAGCUCGACAUACCAUUCCCAGAGGCUCUGUCACGGCAUCACUACGACGCAUCAUCAUUCAUGUCUCUGAGCAGAUCACAACCCAUGUUUUCCUUGCCCAAGUCAUUCUGCACAGGGGGGAAUUCAUGUUGGCUGCAUCAUUUGGUUGACCCCGACACCCGGGUUGCCUUUGUCAACACGGACGCGUUGCCCGACAGUCGCGAGGAGGCAAAGGGCAACAGGAUCGUCAAUCCUGUAGAAGCGCAGCUGGUGGUGCAGCUUGUCGAGUCACUAAUGACUCUUGGUGUCCCGGCAAACGAGAUUGGUGUUAUGACGCACUACCGCUCGCAGCUUGCCCUCUUGAAGCACAAGCUGCUGCGGGGGAGGAACGCGGGCGAUGCGGCUGCCGUGGAAAUGCACACGGCCGACCGCUUCCAAGGGCGUGACAAGGAGGUUGUGGUGCUGAGCCUGGUGCGCAGCAAUGAGGCGUGCCACAUUGGAGACCUCUUGCGCGACUGGCGACGCAUCAAUGUCGCCUUUACGCGCGCAAAGACAAAGCUGCUUGUAGUUGGAAGCCGUGAGACUCUCCGCGGAUGUGGAGCCGACGAGAUGUUGUCCAAGUUUGUGAGGCUGAUGGAGGAUCGCAACUGGGUUUGCGAUCUGCCUGCGGACGCCCUCGAGUCGCACUUGUUCGAGGACGGUGGUAUUGCGGCAACAGGAACAACCAUUGCGCCCACACAGGCAUCCCCCCGAAGAAAGUCACCAAAGAAGACGUUCGGUGCGAAUGCCUUGCCAAAGCUGUCGUCGGCCGGCGUGUCGAAGGUCGGUGGAAAGGAGAAUGUCCCGCCUGACAGACGGCAGCCGACGAAGAAGGCUGGGAUUGGAGCAAAAAUGCUUACGAAGGGUAAGCCUAUUCUUCGGGAUAUUCUCAAUGACAUGGCCGGCGGUGGAUUUUGA
Pyricularia grisea is the source of this 5077-nucleotide messenger RNA. RefSeq lists its product as uncharacterized. NCBI's taxonomy places the organism in Eukaryota, Fungi, Ascomycota, Sordariomycetes, Magnaporthales, Pyriculariaceae. Gene Ontology annotation, biological process: replication fork reversal. Bases 8 to 5077 code for a protein of 1689 amino acids. Gene Ontology annotation, molecular function: single-stranded DNA helicase activity; 5'-flap endonuclease activity. Gene Ontology annotation, cellular component: cytoplasm. The transcript has 5 exons. The record is from RefSeq and is a predicted model, not a curated record.